AUGUUGUCGUUGGAAAGAAUAGCCCGACAAGCUUCGUCGCAUGUGGCCAAGCUCACUUUAGCACUGGCAACUAACUUGGAUGACGCCACCUCCAAGAGCUCCGACGCAUCGGCCGGACUGGGCUGGCUACAGCCAAAGCGCGAAGGUGGCGUUUGGUGGCCAGUGUUUGCCCAUGGUCCGGUCCCCCUGAAGUCGAAUUCGACAUCCGGGAUCCUCGAUGACUCGUGCGAAGCGACCGAGACGUCUGUGUAUAGCUUUGGAACGUACAAAUUUGCCAUCCACCCUGUCGUAAGCUUCAAGCCAUGGCGCGGCUUUCAGCCCGUGCGAUCGAACUGGCGGCUCGGACGAUCGUCAAACGUGUAUCGCCAAGCUCUAGCCGAGGUCGAGAGCUUUUUGAAGCAAGCGAAGGCGCCACAACUCAAGGAUGGAUUAGAUGCGAAGGGCGUGGUCGACAUCGACCUGCAUGUACGACUUCGCUCGCUAGCGACCCAGGACCGUAGCGACAACGACGAAGGAGUUGAAGCUGCAUUCGCAGCGCACUCGAUUGUGUGGGCAAAGGUACCUGGGUACCCCUGGCUACCCCAGCCUACGUCCUCGAUGUUUACCAGUACGACUUGUCACGAGGUAAAGCCAUGGCGCGUUCACCACCACUGCUGGGAGGACUAA
Aphanomyces invadans is the source of this 666-nucleotide messenger RNA. RefSeq lists its product as hypothetical. The coding region runs from base 1 to 666 and encodes 221 amino acids. NCBI's taxonomy places the organism in Eukaryota, Oomycota, Saprolegniomycetes, Saprolegniales, Verrucalvaceae. The transcript has 4 exons. The record is from RefSeq and is a predicted model, not a curated record.